UUUGUGUUUUUCCUGCCUGGGGAUGCUCUGACGACUGAAACGAUCAGUUUUUGGGUUGUGGCUCAAUGAAAAUGGAAACACACCUUUCCAUUGAGGUCAUCUGUGCAGUAUAUAAAGUGUAGCGCAGCUCUGGGCUUUUAGAAUCAGAAUUCAGGAGAACUAGCCUACAGGAUCCACCUGAACAUCACGAUGAAGCUGAUCUUUUCUCUCACUCUUAUCUGGGCGCUCUACAGCACAGCUGGAGCCCUAAAGUGUAUCACCUGCACAGAUCAGUCUUGUUCUACCACAGUAUCACAAACAUGUAGCUCAGAGACAAUGUGCAUAACGGCUACCAUCCAAGCAACUCAAGCUGGAACUUCAGGAACACAAGUUUUCAAAGCCUGUGCAUCAUCCUCAUUGUGUCCGGCCACAGGCAGUGCGAGAUUUUCAGUCAACUUGGGUUCCCAAGGCGCAUUUGCUUCUGCUGAGUGCUGCAACACUGAUGACUGCAACUCACAAACUCUGCCUUCUCCUCCUGCUCAGACACCUAACUCCCUUCAGUGCAUUGUUUGUGAUCCCACCACUUCACUGUGCGCCACCCCACUAACAUGUUCAGGAGAAGAGACCAACUGCAUCACAGCAACUUUGAGUGAUGGCACAAACACAAUCCCAGCCCUGGGCUGUGCAACCCCAAACACAUGUGCAGCUGCUUCAAAUUUGGGUAGUUUACCUUUCAUGGAAAAUGUUGGCUCAGUCAGCAGCGGACCUACCUGCUGUUCAACAAGUUUGUGCAAUGAUCCAACAGCAACAACUACACCGACCCCCACAACUACACAGACCCCCACAACUACACAGACCCCCACAACUACACAGACCCCAACCACUACACCGACCCCAACAACUACCCCGACCCCCACAACUUCACCGACCCCAACAACUACCCCGACCCCCACAACUACACCGACCCCAACAACUACCCCGACCCCCACAACUACACCGACCCCAACAACUACACCGACCCCAACAACUACACCGACCCCAACAACUACACCGACACCCACAACUACACCGACCCCAACAACUACCCCGACACCCACAACUACCCCGACACCCACAACUACCCCGACCCCCACAACUACCCCGACCCCCACAACUACCCCGACCCCAACCACUACCCCGACCCCCACAACUACCCCGACCCCCACAACUACCCCGACCCCCACAACUACCCCGACCCCCACAACUACACAGACCCCCACAACUACCCCGACCCCCACAACUACACCGACACCAACAACUACCCCGACCCCCACAACUACACCGACACCCACAACUACCCCGACCCCCACAACUACCCCGACCCCCACAACUACCCCGACCCCCACAACUACCCCGACCCCCACAACUACACCGACCCCCACAACUACACCGACACCCACAACUACACCGACCCCAACAACUCACAACUACACCGACCCCUACAACCAGUGA
This is a messenger RNA of Fundulus heteroclitus (mummichog), 1470 nucleotides long. Its product is annotated as mucin-2-like. The transcript has 7 exons. The record is from RefSeq and is a predicted model, not a curated record. Bases 190 to 1470 code for a protein of 426 amino acids. Lineage: Eukaryota; Metazoa; Chordata; Actinopteri; Cyprinodontiformes; Fundulidae.